CUCCGCGCCACGCGCCCCUCCCGCCCGUUUGCCGCCUCGAGGGGAGCGCGCGAGCCGCGGGCGCUUCCCGCCUCAGCCCGGUCCCCUCAGCGCCGCUAAAUCACCACAGGAGGCGGUUCAGUCCUCCGGAUGCUUCACCUGCAGCAACGUUAAACAAAACCAGGCGGCAGGGCCUGCUUUCUGUCCCGUUGGCCCCGGGCGGGGGCUGCGCGGGGCCGCAUGCUGCCGCUGGGGGCCGUGCGGCUGGUUCCCCCCGGGGAAGUCUACAAACCCAUCUUCGAGGAUGAGGUUCGCUUAGUGCAUUCCUUGCAUGAAGUGAGGAACAAGCCCGGCUUUCCCAUAAAGAAUGAAAGGCUAGCUUUGGUUGGGGAUCCAGAAAUUUCUCCCGAUGCCAGGCUGCUGUGUGCCCAGCAGGACUGUGUUGAAAGAACGCCCUACAAUGACCCCACAGAAAAGCCGCCCUUGUCCAGAGAAGCUACAGUAUUUCAAAAGGCUUGGAAAAGUGUAGAUGUAAAUGCAGCUGAGGAAGUCAGAUCCCUGCCUGAUUUUAUUGCUCCUGGGGAAACGAGGAGCGAUAUCUUAGAGCGCCUGGCGGAGCAGCGGCGCGGCCGUCACGAGGAAGCUCUCUCCUCCAUGUCGUGUGAACUCGCCUGCAUUGGCAGGGAGAUGGAACCUCUUGUGUUGGAGCCUGGAAAAUUCCUUCUGACAAAACUGGCGGAGUCUGACAGUAAAAUUGAACUUCUGUUGAAAAAGCUUGAGUCUGACACUGCUCUGGAAGGUUUCUCAAUUGAAGCUUUGGAAGAACUGUGGAACAUUAUCCAUCAGGAAUCCUUGACCAGAAGGAAGUGGAUUAGGGAAAUGGAUGAAUCCUUAAAAAAGGUUGAAUGGAGUCGAGCUGACAAAAUAACAGACGUACUGAGGAAGUACACUGUGAUACUGGAGAAAAUCUCCUUCUUCUUGCCAGCUGACAUUCACAAGUUCAUGAAUAAUGAGGCCAUGCUGAUUAACAGAGCACUGUUGGCUAAUCAGCGGGCAAUUGCCAAGCUGUUCGUUAAUCUAAUGAAAUCAGAAAUGAUGAAGGAUUUAUCACAUCGAUUGAAAUGGCAAGAUAGAGUCAAGGACUGGAAGCUCACCCAAAAGAACUGUGUAAUUCGUAGGUUCAGAGAAUUUAUGGCAAAUGAAGAAAUACAAAAUCCCCCAAAUGUGAAAACAGAAAUUGAAAAUGUGAUAACGGAUCAGAUUGCACUUAGUGAAAGGAGAAUGGAGCUUUUGCAGCGCCUUGGUGAGCUGUUCCCUUCAACAUACAAAGCAGAGGAGACAGAUGAAUGGUACAUAUGUGUCAUGAAUUUGAACGAAAAUAUAGAUACCCACAAUGCACAAUGUGUGAAGAAAAUUCGCACCCAGUAUGAGAUGGUCCAGCAAAAAUGUUUGGCAGAAAUGGAGUUAUGCAAGAAUAACCUGCUGAAUCUGAAACUUUGCACAAAAGAAGAAGCUGAAGAAAUUGUGGAUUCUGAGUUUUUCCAGUUGACUGAGAAACUACAAAGUCGUUUUGAAGAAGAGCUGGAGCAUAUGGAUAGAGACUUCAAGGAGCUGGCUAAACAGAAUGAGCAGAACUGUCGAGACUUGUACAGCUAUUUUCAGGAGGCCAUGGCUCUCUGGGAUGCCCAUCAACAUAACCUGUCCCAGCAGGAAAAUGAACUUCAGAAGAAAUUAGAUGAAUGCAGACAGAAACAGCAUAUCUUAAUACAGAUUAUGGAAGACAAUCUGGAUAUAGUUUUGGAUAAAAUGAGAAGAGCAAGCUCUGAAGAAAAGCUGAAGAAAUAUUUGAAGGAUGCCCUUUCUUCUUUAGAUGACUUCAGAGCUAAAUGCAAGACAUUCUAUGAAGUUCUAAUGGAUAAAGUAAAAACUUACCCAGAAGCCAUUUUUCAGGAAUUGAUUUCUUACAGUACAUCCGUGAGCCAAUAUUUUAAUGUAAAGGAAAUCUUCAAACAGAACUUGCAAGGAGAGAUAGACUUCACAUUUCAAGAUGAAGAACUAGUUGAGGCUUCAGAAGCUGAAUGUCUGGUGGAUCAGCAAGCUGAGAGCAUUGUGCAAGAAACUGAAGGAAAGCGAAAGAUGGAUAGUUGUCAACAAGAAAAUGAGGAAACCGGCGCAGCUGGGAAUGAGGAGAUCUUUGCACAGGAAGCUGAAGAAAUGGAGGAAAAAGAAGAUAAGGAGAGUAUUUCUCAUGGAAGUGAAGGAACUGAGCAUGCAGGAGAGGGGGCUACAUUCAACAGCAGCAAGGGAGAAAGCUCUGAAAUUGCCAUUGAGACCUUUUCUACUUCUAGUGGAAACUCUUACACAGUUUUUGGAGUUGAAGAGGCAGGAAAGACUGACAUCCCAGCGACUUAUUUUACAAAAUAUGAAAAGAAGGAAUCGCUUCUUACAUACCUGAAAUAUGUACUUAUCGAAGAAACGGUGUUUGUAGAGCUAAAGAAACGGAUACGCCUCUGCUUUUUCGAAGACUUGGAGAAAUGGUUUGCAGAUGCCUUCUCCAACUCCUUUGUCCUUGUAGCUGUCAAGAAAGAGGAACUGGAUUCAGAACUUGAGCAGCAUCUUCAGUUACAUCAACGAAGGCAGGAGAAUAUAGAGACAAAUAUCUACAAUCUUCGAGCUGUGGAACUGUUGGUUCACAAAGAGUGCCUGGAGAACCACUGCACAGAGGUGGUGGAAGCUCUGAGAAAGGAGAGAGAUAAAUUUCUUGAAUUUUGUGAUCAGCAAAAUAACAUCAGCAAAAACUUACAUUCCCAAAUCCGUGACAUGGAAUCUGUCUUCCUCAGCACUCCUAUGACUGAGAAGUUAGCUCCUUUCAGCAACAGCCUGCGCACAGAGCUAGAUAAUCAUCUGAAAGUGAUCCAGGUUUUCCUGAGGAAUUACCAGAAGUAUUUGGAGGAGGCUUUAGGAAAAUUAAGGGAUUCAAAUACAGAUUUUCUCAAAACUUGCAGAUUAUUUGUGGAGGGAGGUGAGUUUUCUUCUGAUGAGGUCAAGUCUUUCAGACAGUGUCUUCAGCAAGAAAGUAAGCGUAUUGACUCUUUUGAAAGUUUAAUCAAGGCAGAUAUGAAGAAAAUGGAAUCCAGAUGCUUGCAGCAGGCUACUGAACUUAUCAAACAGUCUGAAACAAAGUUCCGGCAUGUCUUUACGAAUCGAGUUUUUAUGGAGAAGAUCCAACGAUGUUUGAGAAAUCUGCAAGUGCAAAUCAAAUCAGAGGUAGCGAAUUCCAAUCUGCAGGCAGAGACAAUAAACUCUUACCUGGAGAAGCUCCAUCAGAAGCUAGAAGCUUGUGCUCAUCCUACUGCAGAGAAAGAAGCUUUGACUUCUGAAGAGUUGUGUGAUUUUGCCCAAGUACUGUUGAAAGAACUGAAGAAGAGGAGCCAAUAUCUUGACUGCUUGCUAAUAAAACCAAUGAGCCCGUGUGACUCUGAGAACUUCAGCCCUCUUGCAAUGGAUGUUACGUUACAAGGUCCAGUUGCUGUUGCCAUUCGAACAGAGUGUCUCAGAGAUAAGAACAAAGUGUUGUUGAUGGGGCUGGAUCCUGAUGAAUUUCCUGUGUUAAAUCCAAGCAGAAUGGGAAAGUCUGCACUUGAUGAUUUAUCAAUAAGCUUUAUCAAAAAUUUACUUGAAAUUCAGCCAUCCAGAAAAUCUACAGGCCUAAAUCUGGAGAGAAAGGAUCAUUUACCUUCAUCAGGAGCAGCACUUCUUCCCCCAUCAAAGAAGAGUUCUCAUGUAAGUGUGUCUGGUGAAAGUCGUCGGAUCUCCACUGCUCAGAUCAGAAGGAAGUCGUCUUUUAACCAGAAGAAGCUAACGGCAAGGAGAAGGAAAUCCAACAUGCUAGAUCUCAGUGACGAGAAAUUCCAAAUAUUUGGAGAGGAGCCUCCAGAAUCUGAUACUUUAAAGGGGAUUAUUAUGAAUAUUCUCUGGACGGGUAAUAACAGCUUGCUCUCUCUUGCUGAGGAGUUCUAUGAAAACCAGCAGCAGCCUCAAAUCACGAUAUCUGGAGAUCUGCCAGAGACGUUUGAACAUUGUGCAGAAAUGCUCAAACAGAACCUGUUGUCAUACCAAAGUCAGGCAGAUGAUUACUACAAUUCCUGUCUUUUAGCAUUUCAGGAUCAGUUGACGUUGUUUGAGAAGGAGCUCCCUUAUGUCUCCCAGUUGGCAGCUGAUAGUCUUUUAAGAGAACAUGAGCAGAAGCUCAGCUAUUCCACUGCUCAGAUUCGGCACCUCUUCAAUAAACAGAUGGAAGAAUGGGAGAAUGUGAAGGCCGUGCACAAGAAUCAAUUGCAUCCCUCUUUGGGACACCCAGACAACUUACUUCAGCUGGACACUUUGUGCCAAAGGGAAAGAAAAAGGCAAAAAGACCAAGCUGAUGGGAUUAAUCUCAACACUAAGAUGCUGCAGGCCUGUGCUGCCGAGUGUGCUCAGAACUUUGUUUCUGCACUAGCUGCCUUCACUGAAAAGCUGCUUCUGGAAUUAGAUGAGUGUGUCACUAUUGAUGAUAUACAGGUAGCAAAAACUGAUCCACCAAGACAGAAGACAUCCACUUUAAUCCGUCGUAAACAAGCUGAACUUCCUCUAGAAAUCUCUGAAGUUAAACAGUUAAUUGAGCGUGGGAGCAGGACUUGGCCAGGAAUACCCAUGACUACUCUUACAGACAAUUCGGACUAUAUUAUUUGCAGAGAAACUGCGUCAGUUACAACAGCAAAGACUACACUGGGCCAUGUAGCAGCAGUAGAAGCAAGAGAUGCUGUAUAUAAGAAAUACAUUUGCAAACUUGAGCAGCAGUUUGCCCAGAUCAAGGAAGAAAGUACAACUCAGUUGCUGACAAUUCAGCAUUGGGAAGACUGGUGGAAACGAUCUGUCCAGAAGAUUAAGGAACUCUAUACAUGAGAUCAGUCAAAUCUUGCUGGUGUCAUCCUGAUCAUUGUUGGUGUAAACCGACAAGUUUGUACUAAUGUCAGUGAUGUUAUAGAUUUAGCCCAACAGAAUUUUCUAAUUUAAAAAAACAUUCUGUUGCACUGAGCAAGUGCAAUGGUCAAAGGAGCUGGUUUUUUUGCCUCUUGAAAUAAAAUAAUCUGACGAAUGUGCUGUAAAUGAAAUGGAGACUC
This is a messenger RNA of Columba livia (rock pigeon), 5141 nucleotides long. RefSeq names its product coiled-coil domain containing 180 (gene CCDC180). The coding region runs from base 220 to 4923 and encodes 1567 amino acids. The transcript is spliced from 37 exons. The record is from RefSeq and is a predicted model, not a curated record. Lineage: Eukaryota; Metazoa; Chordata; Aves; Columbiformes; Columbidae.